AUGCGCCUCAUUAUUCGCGAGGACCCUACCGCCGUUGGCGAGUAUAUUGGCAAUUACAUCUGCAAGCGUAUCAAUGACUUUGCGCCGACGCCGGAGAGACCAUUCGUUCUCGGACUUCCAACAGGCUCGUCGCCCAUUCCUACCUACAAGCAUCUCAUAAAGCUCGUGAAAGAGGGAAAGCUCUCAUUCAAGAAUGUAGUCACCUUCAACAUGGACGAAUACGUCGGUCUACCCCGGGACCACCCCGAGUCCUACCACACCUUCAUGUUCAGAGAGUUAUUCUCGCACAUCGACAUACCCCCCGCCCAAGUGAACAUCCUGAACGGCAAUGUCAAGAACCUCAUUGGUGAGUGCAAAGCGUACGAGGCCAAGAUUAAGGCGAUGGGCGGCAUCGAGCUCUUCCUCGGCGGCAUCGGCGAGGACGGGCACAUCGCAUUCAACGAACCCGGCUCCUCGCUCGCAUCGCGCACGCGCAUCAAGACCCUCGCGUACGAUACGAUCCUCGCGAACGCGCGUUUCUUCAACAACGAUAUCGCCGCAGUGCCGCGCAUGGCACUCACUGUUGGCGUCGCGACCGUGCUCGACAGCCGUGAGGUAGUCGUUGUCGUCACUGGCCAGCGCAAGGCGCUCGCGCUGAGUCAGGCUAUCGAGCACGGCGUGAACCAUCUCUGGACUCUAUCUGCCCUGCAGCUGCAUCCAUGGGGGCUGAUUGUCGUCGAUGAAGACGCCACAGCAGAGCUGCACGUGAAGACCGUCAAAUACUUCAAGUCAAUCGAGCGCGUGCAAGACGAGGUCGAAGCGAUGCACGCCAAGCUUCAGGCAGAGGGAGUGGAGGACGACCAGGUCGGCAGCAUGGAUUGA
Sparassis crispa is the source of this 861-nucleotide messenger RNA. Its product is annotated as Glucosamine-6-phosphate isomerase. The transcript is spliced from 9 exons. Gene Ontology annotation, molecular function: identical protein binding; glucosamine-6-phosphate deaminase activity. The coding region runs from base 1 to 861 and encodes 286 amino acids. Gene Ontology annotation, biological process: D-glucosamine catabolic process; carbohydrate metabolic process; N-acetylglucosamine catabolic process. Gene Ontology annotation, cellular component: cytoplasm. The record is from RefSeq and is a predicted model, not a curated record. Lineage: Eukaryota; Fungi; Basidiomycota; Agaricomycetes; Polyporales; Sparassidaceae.